GGUGACGUCAUUUUCAACUGCGCAGCCUUGGACCGGAAAAAGGUGGGUGUAAGCUGACGUAGGUUAGCAAGCUACAUAUACCAAGUCUGCCUUGGCUUCUAUGGAAGAGAUGUCAGGAGAGAGUGCCGUGAGCCCGCCAGUGCCGGCAGCUACAACCCGGACCACAUCGUUUAAAGGUUCCAGCCCCAGCUCAAAAUAUGUGAAGUUAAAUGUGGGUGGGGCCCUAUACUACACAACAAUGCAGACUCUGACCAAACAAGACACCAUGCUGAAAGCCAUGUUCAGUGGCAGGAUGGAGGUCCUCACUGACAGUGAAGGUUGGAUUUUGAUUGAUCGCUGUGGCAAACAUUUCGGAACGAUCUUGAACUACCUGAGAGAUGGAGCAGUUCCGCUGCCAGACAGCCGGCGGGAAACCGAGGAGCUGCUUGCAGAAGCCAAGUAUUAUCUUGUCCAAGGCCUUGCCGAUGAAUGCACGGCUGCCUUGCAGAACAAAGAAACAUAUGAGCCUCUAUGUAAAGUGCCUCUCAUGACAUCAUCCAAGGAGGAGCAGAAGCUUAUUGCAACUUCAAAUAAGCCUACAGUCAAACUGCUGUAUAACAGAAGCAAUAACAAAUAUUCCUACACCAGCAAUUCUGACGACAACAUGCUGAAAAAUAUUGAGCUGUUUGACAAGCUGUCGCUGCGGUUCAAUGGCCGUGUACUCUUCAUCAAAGAUGUGAUCGGGGAUGAGAUCUGCUGCUGGUCCUUCUACGGGCAGGGCCGUAAGAUAGCUGAAGUGUGCUGCACCUCCAUUGUUUAUGCCACCGAAAAGAAGCAGACAAAGGUGGAGUUCCCUGAAGCUCGCAUCUAUGAGGAGACCCUCAAUAUCCUUCUAUACGAAUCCCAUGAUGGGAGGGGGCCGGACAACGCUCUGCUGGAGGCAACAGGGGGCGCUGCCGGACGAUCCCACCAUCUGGACGAAGAUGAUGAGCGAGAACGAAUUGAGCGAGUUCGUAGGAUCCAUAUCAAACGACCCGACGACCGCACACACCACCACCAGUGACCUCCCACCCGUCUUAGCUGAGGCCUUGUACCGCACCCGUGCCUUACACCUUCCCUCAACAGCGCCUCUUACAUUCAUUACCAGGAGACUGUAUUCGUGUGUAGCUGUGCAGUUAUUAUGCCCACUGUGUCGCCUUUGUCGUGGUCUGACUGACUGACGGACUGGCUG
This is a messenger RNA of Hippocampus comes (tiger tail seahorse), 1210 nucleotides long. It is a transcript of the gene kctd10, whose product is annotated as potassium channel tetramerization domain containing 10. Bases 101 to 1042 code for a protein of 313 amino acids. NCBI's taxonomy places the organism in Eukaryota, Metazoa, Chordata, Actinopteri, Syngnathiformes, Syngnathidae. Gene Ontology annotation, cellular component: Cul3-RING ubiquitin ligase complex. The record is from RefSeq and is a predicted model, not a curated record. The transcript is spliced from 7 exons. Gene Ontology annotation, molecular function: protein binding; ubiquitin-protein transferase activity. Gene Ontology annotation, biological process: negative regulation of Rho protein signal transduction; protein homooligomerization; protein ubiquitination.